Molecule: messenger RNA, 1377 nt
Organism: Trichoderma breve
Lineage: Eukaryota; Fungi; Ascomycota; Sordariomycetes; Hypocreales; Hypocreaceae
Product: CAF1 family ribonuclease domain-containing protein
Exons: 3
Coding region: 1-1377 (458 amino acids)
Cellular component (GO): CCR4-NOT complex; P-body; CCR4-NOT core complex
Molecular function (GO): poly(A)-specific ribonuclease activity; nucleic acid binding
Source: RefSeq, a predicted model, not a curated record
AUGCCACCCCAGCUCCGGGCCUUCGGCGGCGGGCCCGGCUAUCUCAAUGCCAAUGCCCAGUUGAACCCCUUCACGCCGAAUAACAUCAACUCGUUCAACGCCGCAGCCCUCAAUGGCGGCGCUGCCUUCCCCGACACGGGCUUUGGCAGCCAGAGCGCAAGGAUGGGGUUUGCGCAUGGGCCAGGGGCAACCCUCCAGCAGCCGCAGCAUGGCGGCCAGGUGCAGCACAAUGCCUUGAUGGACCAUCCCACAUUGCGGACGCAGCCGACUAAUAAGGGCCGGAUACGCGAAGUCUGGAAACACAACCUCGAGGAGGAGAUGGCCGUGCUAAGAGACAUCAUUGACAAGUACCCUUAUGUAGCCAUGGACACGGAAUUUCCUGGCGUUGUAGCAAGGCCCAUGGGUGGUUUCAGAGGGAAGAGUGAUUACCAUUACCAGUGUCUACGGACCAACGUGGAUAUGCUCAAAGUCAUCCAAAUCGGCAUCACGCUGUUCAACGAAGACGGCGAGACACCACCAGCACGACCGGGUCCUGAGCUGGGACUCAGUGCGGCAGCCAGGCGGCAUCUUAACGGGGGCCCAUUUCCGUACUCGUGGCAGUUCAACUUCAAAUUCUCUCUAAAAGACGACAUGUACAACGAGAAGUCGAUCGAGUCUCUCCAGCAGGCCGGCAUCGACUUUAACCUCCUGGAGCGCGACGGUAUCGACCCUCACCAAUUUGCCUCUUUAUUAAUACCGUCGGGUCUGGUAUGCUUCGAUAACGUCCGAUGGAUAUCCUUCCACGGUGGCUACGACUUUGGCUAUCUCACAAAGCUGCUCAUUUGCACCCCUCUUCCAAACGAUGAGGUGGACUUUGACCACAAGAUGAAGCUGUAUUUCCCCAUGACAUAUGACGUGAAGCACCUGAUGAAGUUUGCCAUCAAGCUUCACAACAAUGGGAUGCUCACCCCCACCGACCCUGGCACCACUGAAAUCCUGCAAAAGUUUGAGCACAAGUCGGGCCUGGAGAAUAUUGCGGAAACUCUCAAGGUUAAGCGCAUCGGGUCUGCUCACCAGGCUGGCUCGGAUUCCCUGCUGACCGGCAAGGUCUUCUUCCAGAUGCGCGACAGAAUAUUCAACGGUGAGAUUCCCGACGACCACCUCGGCAAGGUCUGGGGUCUGGGCAUCCCCGACGUCGGCAUACCCAUGUCAAUGAUGGGCCAGGGCGGCGAUCAGAACGGCAACACUCCCAGCACUCCCAACACGGGCACGGCGCAUCUCGCGACGACUCCGGCUCAGAGCCACAACACGAAUGGCCUGCCCAAUAUGGGGCCCAUGACUCCCGGUGGAGGAGGCGGCGUUUUUGGUAAUUUUGCAUUUGGAGGGAACGGCAGAUAG